AUGAGCGCUGGAAUGGCAAAGGCGGCGAAGCCGUCAUCUCACGCUGACCCUAGGUCUGCGCCUUUGAAAGAAAUUCCUGAUAUUUUGGUAGAUCCCAGAACCAUGAAGAGAUACAUGAGAGGACGAUUUCUCGGAAAGGGAGGUUUUGCGAAAUGUUAUGAAAUUACUGAUAUGGACACAAAGGAGGUCUUCGCUGGGAAAGUUGUCCCUAAGGCAUUGCUACUGAAGCCACAUCAAAAGGAGAAAAUGAGCACAGAAAUAUCUAUUCACAAAAGCCUUGACAACCCGCAUGUUGUGGGAUUUCAUGGUUUUUUUGAAGAUGACGACUUCGUCUACGUUGUGUUGGAGAUUUGUCGGCGAAGGUCUCUCCUGGAACUGCACAAGCGGCGAAAGGCUGUGACGGAACCCGAAGCGCGGUAUUUCAUGCGCCAGACCAUUCAAGGAUGCCACUACUUGCACAACAACCGUGUCAUCCACAGAGAUCUCAAACUGGGAAACCUGUUUCUCAGUGAUGACAUGGAGGUGAAAAUUGGUGAUUUUGGUCUGGCCACUAAAAUAGAGUUUGAUGGGGAGCGUAAGAAGACUCUGUGCGGCACUCCUAAUUACAUUGCUCCUGAAGUUCUGUGCAAAAAAGGCCACAGCUUUGAGGUGGAUGUCUGGUCACUUGGCUGCAUUCUGUACACGCUGUUGGUAGGGAAGCCACCAUUUGAGACGUCCUGUCUGAAGGAGACGUAUGUCCGCAUUAAGAAGAACGAGUACACUAUCCCCAGACACAUUAACCCAGUGGCAGCCGCUCUGAUUCGCCGGAUGUUGCACGCAGAUCCUACGAUGAGGCCUCCUGUGGCCGAUCUCCUGACCGAUGAGUUUUUCACCUCCGGCUAUGUCCCCCUGCGCCUCCCCACCUCCUGUCUCACUGUCCCACCACGGUUCUCCAUCGCUCCCUCCAGCCUGGAGCCCAGCAGGAGACCACUUACAGCAAUUAACAAAGGAACAGACAGUCCAAUAGAGAAAAUGGGGAAAGUGGAGCAGCAGCUGCAGAAGGAGGAACCUCAGCCACGAGAUGGAGCAGAGCCGGCUGACACACACUUGCAUGACUUGUUACAGCAGCUGAGCAUGGUCAAUGCAGCCAAACCAUCAGAGAGGGUUGUUGUCAGACAAGAGGAGGCUGAAGAUCCAGCCUGUAUUCCUAUCUUCUGGAUCAGUAAGUGGGUGGACUACUCGGACAAAUACGGCCUUGGUUAUCAGCUGUGUGACAACAGCGUUGGCGUUUUGUUUAAUGACUCAACACGGUUGAUCAUGUAUGAUGACGGGGACAGUCUGCAGUACAUCGACCGCAGCUCAUCUGAAUCAUACCUCAGCAUCCGCUCCUACCCCGCGGCGCUUUCUAAGAAGAUCACCCUGCUGAAGUACUUUAGGAACUACAUGAGCGAGCACUUGCUGAAAGCAGGCGCCAACAUAACGCCCAGAGACGGCGAUGAACUGGCCCGUUUGCCGUACCUUCGCCACUGGUUCCGCACCAAGAGCGCCAUCGUCCUCCACCUCAGCAACGGAACCGUACAAAUCAACUUUUUCCAGGACCACACCAAACUGAUCCUCUGCCCUCUUAUGGGAGCAGUAACGUACAUUGACGAGAAACGAGAUUUCCGCACCUACAAGAUGAGUCUGAUCGAGGAGUUUGGCUGCUGUAAAGAGCUGGCCAGUCGUAUGCGCUAUGCCCGAAACAUGGUGGAGAAACUCCUGGCCUGCAAGAGCACCACUGCAGCCGCCACGUCAGCCCGCUAG
Molecule: messenger RNA, 1782 nt
Organism: Chanos chanos (milkfish)
Lineage: Eukaryota; Metazoa; Chordata; Actinopteri; Gonorynchiformes; Chanidae
Gene: plk1
Product: polo-like kinase 1 (Drosophila)
Exons: 11
Coding region: 1-1782 (593 amino acids)
Biological process (GO): protein phosphorylation; mitotic spindle organization
Cellular component (GO): cytoplasm; centrosome; nucleus
Molecular function (GO): protein binding; protein serine/threonine kinase activity; ATP binding
Source: RefSeq, a predicted model, not a curated record